Aethalodelphis obliquidens (Pacific white-sided dolphin) is the source of this 3127-nucleotide messenger RNA. It is a transcript of the gene MMP11, whose product is annotated as matrix metallopeptidase 11. Gene Ontology annotation, biological process: proteolysis; collagen catabolic process; extracellular matrix organization. The transcript has 7 exons. Gene Ontology annotation, molecular function: zinc ion binding; metalloendopeptidase activity. Bases 910 to 2496 code for a protein of 528 amino acids. Lineage: Eukaryota; Metazoa; Chordata; Mammalia; Artiodactyla; Delphinidae. The record is from RefSeq and is a predicted model, not a curated record. Gene Ontology annotation, cellular component: extracellular matrix.
AAGCUGGUGAGGUCCCUGGUCAUCACAGGGAGUAUAUGAGCCUGGAGGAUCCCUUCCAGAGUGUGGUCAUCACCCCCUCCUCUGAUUUUCACCUACUUAUCCUCGGUCUCAGGAGGCUGGGCCGGAGGGGGCCAGAGGAGCCUGUUAGUCCCUGACCAAGGGGCAGCCUGGGCCCCCAGUGCCCCACUCAGACACUGCCCCCCAUGGCUUUCUGACCGUACCCUCCCUCCAGCUGACCAGCUAGAGGGCCUUCUGACCCCUCUGCCUGCCUGCUGGUUUGGAAAAGCCUGAUCUCGUCCCUCCCUCUUAGGGCUUCAGUUUCCCCAUCUAUAAUUGUCUAUGGUUCUGCGCCAAGCUGGGGUCCUGGCCAGCCGCCUCCAUAUGCCUCAGUUUCCUCUGGGGCACACUUUAAUAUCCCUUUCCUCACAGGGGCUAUAGUGCCAUCUUCCAGAUGGAUCAGCUGAGGCUCUGAGGAGUGGCAGAACUUGCCCGUGGGUACCGCCACCUGUCACAGGCUAACAGGAGGUCAGAGGUCAGGCCCCCAGGGAGACCAGCUAGGGAUGCGCCUUCCAAAGGUGGCCUGGUCAGGAGGGGGAGGAGUGAAACGCGGCGCCUCUCAGACUCUCCACCGCAUCGGGGAAACUGAGGCCCGGAGCAGCACCGGCUGGCCAGGGUCCCCCAGCACCAGGCCCCUGAGACCGCAGGGCUGGCCCGCCCGGGAAGGACUGGGUCCGCGGGCCGGCCCCCGCCUGGCCAGCCCUCCCCGCCCACCUCCCCCACCCUGGCCGCCAGCACGGGGCGAGUGCAGAACAAAAGACGCGGGGGCGGGGCCGGGCGGGCGGGGGCGGGGCGGAGGCUAUAAGGGGCGGUGGCCGGCGCGGCCCAACAGGCCCAGCAGCCCCGGGGCGGAUGGCUUGGGCCGCCCGGCUCCGCGGCGCGGCCCCGCGCGCCCUCCUUCUCCCGCUGCUGCUGCUGCUGCUCCCGCCGCCGCCGCUGCUGGCCCGGGCCCCGCGGUCGCCGGAUGCCCACCGCCGCCACCCAGUGAGAAGGGGUCCACAGCCCUGGCGUGAAGCUCCUCCCAGCAGCCCAGCAUCUGCCCCGACUGCCCAGGAGGCCCCUCAGCCUGCCGCCGGCCCCAGACCUCCCCGCUGCGGCGUGCCUGACCCGCUGGAUGGGCCGAGUGCCCACAACCGACAAAAGCGGUUCGUGCUGUCGGGCGGGCGCUGGGAAAAGACGGACCUCACCUACAGGAUCCUCCGGUUCCCAUGGCAGCUGGUGCGGGAACAGGUGCGGCAGACGGUGGCAGAGGCCCUACAGGUAUGGAGUGAUGUGACGCCACUCACCUUUACCGAGGUGCACGAGGGCCACGCUGACAUCAUGAUCGACUUCACCAGGUACUGGCAUGGGGACAACCUGCCAUUUGAUGGACCUGGGGGCAUCCUGGCCCACGCCUUCUUCCCCAAGACCCACCGAGAAGGGGAUGUCCACUUCGACUAUGACGAGACCUGGACAAUCGGGGACAACCAGGGCACAGACCUCCUGCAGGUGGCAGCCCAUGAAUUUGGCCAUGUGCUCGGGCUGCAGCACACGACAGCUGCUAAGGCCCUCAUGUCCCCUUUCUACACCUUCCGAUACCCGCUGAGCCUCAGCCCGGAUGACCGCAGGGGCAUCCAGCACCUCUACGGCCGGCCUCGACUAGCCCCCACCUCUAGGCCCCCAGACCUGGGCCCCGGGGCCGGGGUGGACACCAACGAGAUUGCACCACUGGAGGUGAGGCCCAGGAGGGUGGGGAGGCAGGAGGUGAGGCCCUGCUUCCAGCCCCGACCCCCACUGCUGGCCUCUGUGGCUCCAGUGCAGGCUCUUUUUGACCCUUCUCUCCUACCCCAGCCAGAUGCCCCACCAGAUGCCUGCCAGGUCUCCUUUGAUGCGGUCGCCACCAUCCGCGGCGAACUCUUCUUCUUCAAGGCAGGCUUUGUAUGGCGGCUGCGCGGGGGCCAGCUGCAGCCCGGCUACCCUGCGCUGGCCUCGCGCCACUGGCAGGGGCUGCCCACCUCCGUGGAUGCAGCCUUCGAGGAUGCCCAGGGCCACAUCUGGUUCUUCCAAGGAGCUCAAUACUGGGUAUACGAUGGUGAGAAGCCAGUCCUGGGCCCCGCGCCCCUCUCUGAGCUGGGCCUACUGGGGUCCCUGGUCCACGCCGCCCUGGUCUGGGGCCCCGAGAAGAACAAGAUCUACUUCUUCCGAGGCGGAGACUACUGGCGCUUCCACCCCAGCACCCGCCGUGUGGACAGCCCUGUGCCCCGCCGGGCCACCGACUGGCGAGGGGUGCCCUCUGAGAUCGACGCUGCCUUCCAGGAUGCUGACGGCUAUGCCUACUUCCUGCGCGGCCGCCUCUACUGGAAGUUUGACCCUGUGAAGGUGAAGGCCCUGGAGGGCUUCCCCCGCCUCGUGGGCCCCGACUUCUUUGGGUGUACCGAGCCUGCCAAUACUUUCCGCUAACCAUGGCUUGGAUGUCCUCAGGGCCCCUAACCCCUGCCAGGACACUGACAUCGGCUGGAGACCGUGGCCAUCUUUGUGGCUGUGGGCACUGGGUGCGGCACGGAGCCGUGCCUACCCGGGGGUGGGGGGGGAGGCGGGCACUGCCAUCAGGACUGCAGGAAGGGCCGCGCGGGUCGUGGCCACUGCCAGUGACUGCCUCAGACUGGGCAGGGAGGCUCCGGCAUUAAGGGUGAGGGUGGCCUCAGGCCAGCUCCACCCAACCUGUGCUGGUCACAGUCAAACCCAGCUGCCUUGGGUCUCUGUCCCCAUCCUUCAGAGUAGCACCUCAGCAGGGCUGGGGGAGUUGGAGCCCUCACUGUCCUGGCUGUGGGGUAACACAGGGUGCUGGCAUGUGGGUCCCAGGGCACUGUGCCUUCUGUCUUUUCCUGAGAAGUCAGCUCUAGUAGGUGCUUGGAACUGGCUGCCUUCCAGUUGGUGGUUCUGGAGACCUGUUCCCCAGGAUCCAGGGCACAAGGGCCAGGCAGCUGGGGAGGGGGGUGCUUCCUGCCAGAGACCCUGGGACCUGGAGGCCCCAACAUACCUCAAUCCUAUCACGGGUCAGAUCCUCUCCAGCCCUCACCCCACACCAAGC